AUUAAUAAUUGUUCUCUUUCUAAAUGUGUGUGUGUGUGUGUGGAUGUAUCGUCAUUGAAUAUUGUCCCCAAUUGUUCCCCAUUCCCAUUUUCCCCUUCCUUCAGCACAGCUCUCUCUCCGAUCUUUUUGCUCGAAAUGAUUGUAACAUAUCGCAUCCAUCCAUAUAAUCCACACAUCCGUUAUCAUCCAUCCCUCUAUUAUCACAAAAUAUAGUUCAUCUUUGAAUAUACAUACCCUUAAUUAGGUGUAGGGAGGAGAAGAGGGAGAUUCAUGGCUUCUGCGGGGCUCUAUGUGCUGUUGAGGUCGGGCAUGGAGAGGCGGUAAUCCAAUUUCUCCAAUAGGAACUGUGGCUUGCACGUUUUUUUUGCUCUUUUCAAUAUGCAACAGCUCAUACAACAACGCAAUACGACAUGGCAAUUGCUGAAUCGAGCUAAGACUCUUUAUAACACUUGGGCAGAUAUUCAAUCAAGAUCCUUAUCCACACUACAGUCUAUUUGCAAUAUAGUCGCGCAACGUAAAUGUACACUAGAACUACCAAAAACUGUAGAAAGAUACAAUAUCGAUCAGAGCAAGCUUUUGUUUAAGCAGACAAAUUCCAUAAGUUCCUUGAUCGAGAAACAAAGGGUGUUACUUGGACUCUUUGAGGAUGUAUGUUCACGCUGGUCGGAACUGAGAAGAGACGUAGAUAAAUUUGUAACAAAAGUGCUUCAACAACAACAGCAUACUACUACUCCUUUACCGCUUUCAACCGAGUCAAUGCUUCAAGUGGCAGCAGUAAAUGUAUCUGAUCUAUAUGAAAUGGUAUUACUACUUGAUUAUUCAUACCAUCAAGAAUAUAUCUAUAAAACAAGUCUGUUUGGUCAACUACAAUCAAGUUUAUCAGAACCAACAGACGCAUAUCAUCUUUUAGAAUUAUGGCAAGAAGAAUCUCAUGUAGACAAAAAGACACUAGAGGAUAUGUUUGAACGUAUGAAAAUGUUUACUACCAUUAAAAAAGUACUUGAGAGCGUGAAUUAACAGCGUGAUCUUCGCCUGCAGAAGCCAGCUGAAGUAGUCUAUCUUGAGUAGCUGCACGCCAUGCCAAAGAACGGACAACGCCGAAAUGACAGAGUCUAAGAUAUGGAUUAGUCAUAAAGAAUAGAUAAACUAUUUAUCGCACCUUUGAU
Rhizopus microsporus ATCC 52813 is the source of this 1166-nucleotide messenger RNA. RefSeq lists its product as uncharacterized. The transcript has 2 exons. NCBI's taxonomy places the organism in Eukaryota, Fungi, Mucoromycota, Mucoromycetes, Mucorales, Rhizopodaceae. The record is from RefSeq and is a predicted model, not a curated record. The coding region runs from base 379 to 1017 and encodes 212 amino acids.